GCCUGUCCUCGGGACCGGCACACUGCGGCGUCUACGUCGACCCGUAGAGGAUCUCUGCCCGUGAUAGCGUAAGAAGCUGGACCCUCGUUGACUUCCCUUCUCGACGUCGAGGCGAAGGAGGAGCCAGGGCAUUUUGGAGUAGGAGGAGGAGCUUCUGGCCUGACGCCAUGGACGGCUCCCCCACGGUCCUUCUUUCCCUUCUAGUGGCGGGAUUAGCAGUGCUCCCACUCCUGGUCAACGCCAGAUCCCCGACUCCGAACAUACACAUAUGUCACAGCCUGACCUGCCCUGGACAGGACGGCUUCUACGCGCACCCGACCUUCUGCACAGAUUACGUCCACUGCGUUGCCGGCGUCCCAUAUGUCAAGAGAUGCCCCUCCAACCUGAACUUCAAUGCGGUGAAAGGGGCGUGUGACCACCCGAGGGACGCCCCCUGCGCGCCCUUCAAGAAGUCAUGCGAGCUGACGAUCCCCUUCGUCCCAGGAGGCGUGACAGACGACCUCGUGACGUGUGACUGCGAAGGCCCCUGCAUCAAACCGCACCCGUAUAACUGCGAUGCCUUUUACCACUGCGACGCUGCUGGAGUGGAGCACCUUACAGAGUGUCCCGGAGACUUGAUGUUCAACGCCAUGGUUGAACAAUGUGAUCUGCCGGAGAACACCAAAUGUGAACCUGCGCCCACCUGCUCCUGUGACAACUGCCGGUACCCUUCGUCUGAAAUGUGCUCUGUUUCUGGCAGUGUGAGGGUGGCCAAGCAGUGCAAUACUUCUGCAGUAGCGCUUCUCUUCAACCGUGACACCUCACAGUGCGAUCUGGCCAUCAAUGUAGAUUGCAGCGAAGGGGCCUGGGAGGAAGGUGCUUUCCUGGAAACGGCCUGCGUUGACCGACGCUUGGACUGUCCAAAGUUUGUUAAGAAUGGAGGGUGCCAGUGCAGUGGGAGUAACUGUGACUGGCAGUCAUUUGUUCUUAGGAACUGUCCAAAGUCCUGCGGCAGCUGCAAAGAAAACCAAAUUAUUAGCAAGAGAAAAUUUGCCUUAGAAGAAAAAGGACCUGGAAGAAAGUAUCAUGGAAGCAAAGAAUCUGGAAGCAAAGAGUCUAGAAGCAAAGAGUCUACAAGCAAAGAGUCUGGAAACAAAGAAUCUGGAAGCAAAGAGUCUGGAGGCAAAGGAUCUGGAAGCAAAGAGUCCGGAAACAAAGGAUCUGGAAGCAAAGAGUCCGGACACAAAGGAUCUGGAAGCAAAGAGUCCGGAAACAAAGGAUCUGGAAGCAAAGAGUCUGGAAGUAAUGAAUUUGGAAGCAAAGAGUCCGGAAACAAAGGAUCUGGAAGCAAAGAGUCCGGAAACAAAGGAUCUGGAAGCAAAGAGUCCGGAAACAAAGAAUCUGGAAGCAAAGAGUCCGGAAACAAAGGAUCUGGAAGCAAAGAGUCCGGAAACAAAGGAUCUGGAAGCAAAGAGUCCGGAAACAAAGGAUCUGGAAGCAAAGAGUCCGGAAACAAAGGAUCUGGAAGCCCAAAAAGACCGGAAGCAAAGAGACCGCAAGCAAAGACUCAGGAAGCAAAGGAUCUGGAAGCAAAGAGUCCGGAAACAAAGGAUCUGGAAGCAAAGAGUCCGGAAACAAAGGAUCUGGAAGCAAAGAGUCCGGAAACAAAGGAUCUGGAAGCAAAGAGUCCGGAAACAAAGAGUCAGGAAGCAAAGAGUCCGGAGACAAAGGAUCUGGAAGAAUGA
Molecule: messenger RNA, 1724 nt
Organism: Penaeus monodon (black tiger shrimp)
Lineage: Eukaryota; Metazoa; Arthropoda; Malacostraca; Decapoda; Penaeidae
Exons: 5
Coding region: 168-1724 (518 amino acids)
Cellular component (GO): extracellular region
Molecular function (GO): chitin binding
Source: RefSeq, a predicted model, not a curated record